Messenger RNA from Somion occarium, 1580 nucleotides. NCBI's taxonomy places the organism in Eukaryota, Fungi, Basidiomycota, Agaricomycetes, Polyporales, Cerrenaceae. The record is from the annotation of a GenBank genome assembly.
GCAUGGUUCCGUUCGGUCGAUCACUGAGCAUGCAGAAUGAAGCACACUGGGCUCUUAUGAUAAGCUUCUGCAGCGGCGUGACGAUAGGGUAACCCAUUCAUCGCUUCGCCCUAUAUAUAUGUACCAUGGAAGACUUCAUCGAUCAUCUACGUACCGCUACGGUUAGCUUGUACUAUUCGCGAACAUGCUCAGCGUCGCUUUGGUCAUCGCCCUCGGCGGGGCUGCUAUCGCCACUCCUCUGACUACCCCAGUCGGGCCUUUGGAUCUCUUCAAGCGAGUCAGUUCCGGAUGUUCCGCCAGCAGUUCCGUCUCUUGUUCAAGUUCAGCAGCAGGUUCGUGUUGCUUUGAAGCCCCCGGCGGUCUCUUGCUUCAAACCCAGUUCUGGGACACAAACCCCUCGACUGGGCCUACCAAUAGUUGGACAAUUCAUGGUUUAUGGCCUGACAAUUGUGAUGGCACUUUCGAGCAGAAUUGCGACUCUUCCCGAGCCUAUACCGGCAUUGCCAAUUUGCUCACUUCUCAAGGCGCGAGUGACACAUUGUCGUUCAUGCAAACGCAUUGGGUCGAUAUCAAUGGACAGAAUGAGCAGUUCUGGGAGCACGAAUGGAGUACGCACGGCACUUGCUACAGCACGUUGGAGGUGUCUUGUGUGCCAAGUGGUAGCCCUCGAGGUGCAGAGGCAGUUGCCUUCUUCAACACCGUUGUGAAGCUGUUCAAGACCCUGCCCACGUAUGACUGGCUUGCUCAAGCCGGCAUUACGCCGUCGACUAGCAAGACGUUUACCCUUGCUGAAAUCACGUCGGCUCUCAAAAGUGCAUCCGGUUUCACCCCUGCUUUAGAUUGCAGCGGGGGUGCUAUCAACCAGAUCAGUUGGUACUUCCAUGUGAAGGGUUCCGUUAUUGAUGGUACAUUUGUGCCUAUUGAUGCUCCAAAGAAGGGGUCGUGUGCAUCGACCGGUCUUAAGUACCCUCCUAAGUCCGGCUCCCCUACUAGUACUACUACUAGUGGUGGUUCCACGCCUACAGGCGGUUCUCUUCCCUCCAAAGCACAGCUUGUGGCGAGCACCACUGGGGGUCUCCUAACCGCGGGUACUUGGUCUGUUCAGACUCUGGCAACUUACACUUUAUCGGGGUCUGCGUCCAGCUUUACUAUGUCAACUUCUAAAGGAAACUGUGGCGUUUCUAGUGGUCAGUUAACUUGCGGCAGCGGUGUCACUGCUUCUACUUUCUCAGCCGUAUCCUCUGGCGGAAAGCUACUCUUGGUAUUUUCAGGCUCUACUGCAUUUACAAGUGACGGGACACCAAGUGGCACAGACCAGGAAACGGUAUUCACCGGUAGCAGUCAUGCUGCGGACUACACGCUCUCUAUCGUUGCAAGCUGAGCGCUGAACAUUUGGAAAACAUCACGGACAGCUGUCAUAUGAUACCCAGAGGGACAUUGCAGGAAAACUGUAGGGAUACUGUUGCAAUGAGUUAUAAUCACGUAUCUAUGGGACUCAUAUGCAAGAAAUUGAUUGAGGUAUAUACGUACGAAAUGCUAGCGAGGGAGCGCUAUCCUUCUUAACAUGCCUCCACCAUCCG